CUCCCGACUCCUUCCGGGUUUCAGCCUCCAUGAGCGCCGGGUUAAAGCGUCAGCAGGAACGAGCGCGAAGCCGAGCGGAGGAAAGCUCGCUUGCACUUUAAAACCACGCUGGCUUCCUGGCUGGCUUCUCAGGCUUUGAAAAAGGCUCCUGUUUUGGAAGUGCCCUGAAGGCGAAGAAGAAGCAAGACUUCUCCCUUGUGAAAUGCCUACCUGUGUUGGUCUAGGCUUUAGGAAAUAAAUGGGAGCGGAACGGCACAGUGAUGCCUAAACUCUGGGCGCGUUAGGCGGGUGGAAACUAACGCUUCAAGAAAGAAGCGUAGUCUCUUCUUCUUGUUACCAUCAAGGAUAGUAAAGCCACAGCUAUACUAAAACUCUGCAAUUUCUCCAUUGUUCCUUACAGGCAGCUGCUCCCUCCUUGCCCUCCCAGAGGGGACCCGUCCCCCAAAAUAACCCAAGGGAGUUCGCCUCCAGCCAGCGGAAUUCCCAGCCAGAUUUCUUUUACGCACCGAGUAGCUGAACAAACGGCUGCUCGGUAAUAAAUGCGCAUCUACUCCUGCGCGCGUCCCCAAACUGUAGGACACGGGGCGUUUGCUUCCUAGCAAGCCGGUCUCCACCAGCAUGUGGCGCAGUCCUGUUUCCGUUUCGCAGAAAGCGCUGUGUUUCUACGAAUACCUUGGCGCCUUGGGAGCGGGAGAGUUGUUUUGAUUUCUUCGGCGGGAAAAUCCGACGGUGCAGAGGGAGAUCCGAACGGCGGGGAGCCUGGCGAUCUUCCUGCAAGCAAAAAUGAAAGCAGCUCUCCAGUACCGGCGCUCCGAUUCAACCCGCUGACUGCAAAGCAUUUUAGCAACGGGAGGGAGACGCCCGUUCCCUUUACCUGCUCUCUGUGCCGAAGGCCUACAAAGUAGCACAGUAAGCUCCCUUUACUCCUCGCUACAGUUUUUGGGGUGGGAGGCAGCACCGAGAGAGCUCCGGAGCGAAGUGGGCAAGCGUUUCUGGGACCGGAUGUGAAACGUGUAUUAUUUUAUUAAAAUGUAUGCGCCCUCAAAGCCGUUUACAAACAUAAAACGAUAAAAUUAACAAUAAUUUAAAACUUUGGGAAAGUUACAAGAAGAGACUAAAAAAAAUUAAAACUUUCUUAACAGCUGGGUAGGCUUGUAUAAAUAGAAAUAUUUUUAGCAGGCGCUGAAAAGAGUACAGUGAAGGUGCCUGCCUGGUAUCCAUAGGCAGGGAGUUCCAAAGGGUAGUAGGUGUCCUUUGUACAAUCACUCCAGUACAGUACCUUCCUGUAAUUUUAGAGUCCCCCUUGCAACUACCCUGCUUCCUCAUCUUACCUGCUGUUGCUUCUCAAUCCAAAUUGAUACAAACUAGUGUGACGGCCUAACAAAGUUCUAUCCUAUGGAGCUCAUAUUCUUAUAAUCUUAUCUGCCAGUCCCCUUCCCACCCUUUCUCAUUCUCACAGUCUGGCCUGAAGGAUGUGGUAGCUACCAAAGGUAGCGGUUUGUGACUCAUUUGCAUCCUGUUGCGUUGGAUGAGUUUUAGUUGCUAACUCUUGAGGAUGUGAACAAGGUGCUUGGUUUAUUCCGAGCAACCACUUGGCCCCUUGCCCUUUUGCCCCUUGUGGCUGAUAAAAACUAGCAGAGGGAGCACACCUGGCUAGGGCAGUUGAUGAAUGCCUACUUGUGAGGGAGGGCAGUCCCUGCCUGCUUGAAGGAGACAGUGAUAAAACACUGCUUUAACCUCCCCUGAAUUUAGAAAAUUAAGUAAUUACCAGCUGCUAAAAUUUAGUAGGACUUCUGAAUACAUUUAAGGAUCAGGUUGUAAGCACCACUAUCCCAACCCCUCCCUCUCUCUUUUUAUCUCUUUAUUUGUGAAUCUUUAUAUUCCUGUUAAAACAUGUAUCUCAGUUUUUAUUUCUUGUUGAUCCAGUUCUAAGGCCGUUAGUAGUUUUACUGAUGGCCCCCAUCCACCCUUGACUUUUCUGAGGUGGUUGUUUGUUUGUUUGUUUUUGGUAUUCAGAAUUUCCCCCUUUCUUUUAACAGAAGCUGGACCGAUGAAUGGAACUCUCAUCGCAGGCACACCCAUUGCGGUGGAUUUUUGGAAUAUCAGAAAAGCUGGGAGGGCUCGUUUGUUCUUUCUUUCUCACAUGCACAGUGACCAUACAGUGGGGCUUUCCAGCACAUGGAACCGACCUAUUUAUUGUUCUCCGGUUACCGGUCGAAUUCUGCAUCUUAAACUGAAGGUAGAUCUUUACACACACAUGUGCGAUCUUCCACCACUUUAACUUAGGGGAGGCCUACAGUUGACUCUGCCAUGCCUUCAUUCUGUUUUUAGGUGGCUGAAAAAUGGAUCCACCCUCUGGAAGUUGGAGACAGCCAUGUCCUGGCCUUAGAUGAGAUGCAGAGAGAGACUAUGACUGUGACCCUGAUAGAUGCUAACCACUGUCCUGGAUCUGUCAUGUUCCUUUUUGAAGGUUACUUUGGUGUCAUCCUUUACACAGGUAUGUUGAGGAGAGACAUCUAACAUUUACCUCUGUGCUUUUUGCUAUCUCUUAAUUUGUUUCUCAGCACAAACACCUUGCCUAUUUUCCAGAAAUUAUUUUUAAAAUUACUUGCUUAUAUAUACAGUGGUACCUCUGGUUGCGAACGGGAUCCAUUCCAGAGCCCCAUUCACAACCUGAGAGGAACGCAACCCGCGUCUGCACAUGCACAGGUCGCGAUUCGCCGCUUCUGCGCAUGCGCAUGACGGCAUUUUGCAUGUCCUUUCUGGUACUUCCGGGUUGCCGUGGGACGCAACCUGAAAAGAUGUAACCUGAACCGAACGUAACAAGAGGUAUGACUGUAUAUGAAAUACACACAGAGAGAUAAAUAGGCAGAAACACCCCUUGCCUGUCUUGUGUCAUGGAACAUGGAACCAAGACAUGGUUUCCAGCUAGGUAGCAACCAGACCUUAGUUUCAGCAAGGUGCUGGCCUCAUGUGCCUUCCAUAUCCUGGGACCGGUAGCCAUGUUAGUCUGUUGAGAAGUCGGGGGCUGGACAGAAGAGGAGGAGUGGUGGAGACAGCCUCCCAUCCUGACCCUUCCAGGGAAGAGGAAGAGCAAGACAGUAUAGAUUUACGACAGUGAUUUGUGCCAGGUCACAGCUCAGAGGCAGAUGAGGGAGAAAGUUUCUUACAGUCCUUUUUUAUUUCAGACUUUACAGAGAGAGGCUAUAGAACCCAGCCUCACGGAUAAUGGGGUUGUUCUGAGUGAAUCUCCACCCCCCUUCUCUCCCACUUCCUCAUUCACCAUCAUCACCUCCUCUACAGGUGUUGCUAAGUGCCCUCAGUCUUUGAGCUCUUUGCUCUCCUACUUUUAAGGCCCGCCGGGUUCUGGGAGAUGGUGGGUCUGGAAUGCUUUCUAGUGACAACGUGUCAGCCAGCUGCUGCUGCUGCUCCUCCUCUCCCAUUAUUUUCCAACUUGCCCCCUUGUUUCUCCCUCUCCAUCAUAUGAAGGCAGAGUGGGAUGGCAGUUUCACCAGUGAUGUAUCGCUGGUGAAACCACCACUGCUCCUGAGUCCCUCUGCUGGCAGUGCCCACGGGAGGAAGGAACUCUUGACUCCCUCCAUCAGACGCUGCUACAAGAGGGACACAGGAGCUGUGGUGGUUUCACCAGCGAUAUACCGCUGAGUGAAACCAACACCACAGUCUGCUUCUGAUACCGGUCCGGGGCAAUAUAUUGAUAUAUUGCCCAAGCCUACUAGCCACACAUGGUUAAUAAUAAUAAUUACUAUUAUUUUUUAUACACCACCCAUCUGGCUGGGUUUCCACUCUGGUUGUGUCACAAGGAGGAACAAAGCAAUAAUUUUAGACUUGAAAUUUGUAUAGAAACAGUUAAUAAUAAACUCUGCUGCAGCAACUUCUUCCACAGUAACCAAAGAAGCUGGCUUAUCCUUAGCUUAGUCCUUUGGAACUUUAACCGUAAUUUCCAUUUUAACCCUUCAAGUGGCUUUCCCCUGACGGGUAUGUGACAUCUGUGCCUCACCAGGUGAUUUCCGCUACACUCCCAGCCUGCAACAGGAACCAGCUCUGAAGAACUCAAAGCUUAUCAGCAGCCUCUACCUGGACAAUACCAACUGCCACCCCGAUAUUGUCAUACCAUCCCGGCAAAAGGCCACUGAACAGAUCAAAGAGGUGAUCAGAGCCCACCCCCAUCACCAGGUUAAGAUUGGUAAGUAGUCCUAAUAGGUUUGGAAGACGUUUCUUAAACUGGGUGAGGAACUCAAGGCCUUCCAGGUGUUGCUUAACUAUAAUUCGCAUCCCUGAUCUUUGGCCACGCUAGCUUGGGCUGAUGGGAGCUGGAGUCCAGCAACAGGUUCUCCAUCCCUGUGUUGGCUAACACACUGGAAUUUUCAGUGGCUGUUCAGAAAGGAACACAAGUAUGGACCUCAUGCAGCGGUUCCCAAACUUUCUCCCCCACAGACCACUUGAAAUUUGCUGAGGGUCUUUAUGAACCAAUUAAAGAUUUUUCAUUUUUACAGACAUACCACAGACUACCUGGAUUUGUGGACUGCUGGUGGUCCUUGGGCCACAGUUUGGGAAUCCUUAAUCUUAGGACAUUAAAGAAAUCUUACCUUUUUCAAGUGAGGUUUACAAGCACAUCUCCCCCAAAUUCAUAUGUGAAAAUCAAUCGUGUACAAUGAAUUACUCUGAAGGAUGUGAAUCCAUAAAAUCUGGAUGAUAAAUUCAUAGCUGGGUUUAGUAGUGCAAGGAUCAUUAACCACUGGGGCAGGCACUCACUUGGGGACAGAGUAGAAUUACUUGGAAAAUGUACACACUAUACCUUUAAACCAUGUACAUUCCUACAAUGAAUUCUGGGCACUGUAGUUUAAGGGUUGCUGGGAAUAAUUAUAGUGAUACCUCAGGUUAAGUACUUAAUUCAUUCCGGAGGUCCGUACUUAACCUGAAACUGUUCUUAACCUGAAGCACCACUUUAGCUAAUGGGGCCUCCUGCUGCUGCCGUGCCACCGGAGCACGAUUUCUGUUCUCAUCCUGAAGCAAAGUUAUUAACCCGAGGUAAUAUUUCUGGGUUAGAGGAGUCUGUAACCUGAAGCAUAUGUAACCUGAGGUACCACUGUAUUCUCUGAGAGGUAAACAAUAGUGCCUAGAAUUCUUGAGGAAAAGAUUGUGUUCAAAAUGUGCUUUAAAAAUAUAGUCUAUACGCAGCCUUGAACUCCAGAGUAACAGCUAAGCUGCUGCUAUAUCAGAAGCCCUGAGAUUAAGGUACUAUUAGCUGCUGAAUAAACUUCACUGUGCCUCAUGCCGUCUGGCCUUUGAAAUGCUUACAGUUCUUUCUCCUCUUCUAGGUACUUAUAGUUUAGGAAAAGAGUCGCUGUUGGUGGAACUGGCCAAGGAAUUUGGCACCUGGAUUGUGGUAAGUCCCCAGAAACUGGAACUUAUGAAACUGCUGGAGAUGGAGGAUGUGUUCACCUCUGAGGAAGGAAUGGGUAGGAUUCAUGCUGUGGAUUUUUCAGAAAUCCGCCAAGCAAAUAUGAAUUGCUGGAACCAGAGCCAUCCGACCAUAGCUGUUCUCCCUACCAGCCGGCCGCUGAAGUUCCAGCACCCUGACAUCCACGUUGUUCCCUACUCAGACCACUCAUCUUUCCAAGAGUUGCUGGAAUUUGUAGCUUGGCUAAAGCCCUGCUCUAUAAUCCCGGUGGUAAAAAAAGAAGAAUGCCAGAUGUAUUUCCAACAAUACUUGACAGCUAAAAACUGCACACCACUGGAGUCCAAAGUCCCCGAAUCAGUGAAAAUAUUCAUGCAGCAAGGAAACAGUAAGUGGGAAAGGCCCUCAAAACAGCUGAAACUGAGUAUCUCUCACCAUGUACCCAAAGGGGUUUUGUUUGACCCCCCAGAAAUAUGUAGCAGUGAGAGUGAAAAUGGCUGUGAUGCAGAGAUUUCCCAGCAAAGCUGCCCGGAGCCCGUGGAGAAAGCUGUCCCUUGCUCUCAAUCUGGCUGUGUUGAGGAGGACCAAAAAGACAUAACGGCAAAACAAGAAAACCUUGAGAGCCAGAGAGCAAUAAUGUCUGAAUCUAUGACAUCUUCCAAACAUCAGCUGAAGGGCAGUGGUGUCAAUCAGUGUCAAAAAUGCCAGGCAACUGUGACAUUGAAACACACAAAUACAUUGUCCUGGUUUGAAAGGGAUGCAGAAAGAACGCUUUGUUCCUCUGUAGGCAGUGAAUGUAUGGGGAAUCUGGCCUUGGAGAACCAUGUACCCUCAACAUCACAUGCUGCUCAGAUUGAUACACAUGACCCGUUCGCCUCUCCAGCAGAUGUAACAUACCAGCCUGUCGAUGAACAGGCUCCCCAAGGUCUCCUUCAGGAAUAUGAUUUAUCUCCGCUCAACAUCCCAAAGCAACUUUCUCUCCAACACUUCGACUGGCAAGUAGAUAACUACUUGAAAAAAGGAAAAGACACAAAAUGGAAUAACGAGGAAGGCAAAUCUGCAAUUGGGAUGGCAGAACUAGCAGCAGCCAGUGCAAGGACAUCAGCUAAUGCAAAAGGGCUUCUCUCAGCUUCACCCCCUGCCCAAAUUGGCUCUGGGAGGUGAGGAGAACCCUCAUAACAGUGUGUGGGGCAGGGGAGGAGAGGGAGAAGCAGAAAUACUUGCAGUGAUGGGAGCGAUCUCCUUAACACUACUUUGAAUUCCACUCACUGUUGUUUUCUAGUAAAGUUUAUUUUCUUCUGAAUUAAAAAAAAAAAAGAACUGCAAAACUCCAGUAGUGUAUGGUUGGUAUAUAAAUUUCAAGAUAGGACAGUUGUUUCCUCCUGAACACUGCUGGGGGAAGUGGUCUCAUACUUUAUACAAAAAGUUAAACUUCUGCAUCCACGUUUGAGGCUUUGCUUGUUAAUUCUUGGGGGUUAUCAACAUAAUGAUCAAAGCCAGUGCGUGCUCUUAUCUUUACCUUAGCCUUAAUCCAUUGGCAACAGCAGAAUAUUGUAUAAACGCUUUAUAGUGUGUGUGUGGGGGG
Podarcis lilfordi (Lilford's wall lizard) is the source of this 7004-nucleotide messenger RNA. Lineage: Eukaryota; Metazoa; Chordata; Lepidosauria; Squamata; Lacertidae. The record is from the annotation of a GenBank genome assembly.